Molecule: messenger RNA, 1847 nt
Organism: Schistosoma turkestanicum
Lineage: Eukaryota; Metazoa; Platyhelminthes; Trematoda; Strigeidida; Schistosomatidae
Source: the annotation of a GenBank genome assembly
CUCGGCCACAUGUACCUUUGUUUUUCGAGAAAUGCGAUUAAUCAUUAGAAGUGAAGUCGUUAGCUUCAGCCACAUUAGCUGCUAGCUUCACUAACAUCUUAUACUUAGGACAAAAGUUACCACUUCAAUCUUCAAAAAUCUUUUGAAAUCACUAGUAGUAUCGAAAAAGUAGUCAUAUUGACUUCAUUUUAGGCUACUAAUUUUUGAAAUUCACCAACGCUUACGUACAAAGCAAAUUUUGACAGAUCGCCACAGGUUUGGUGUAAAGAUAAUAGCCGUCAAAGCAGAAGUCCGAACGUGGUCGCUACAUUUCAAGGUCUUGAGUCAUGUUGUAUUGAAGGCAAUUCAAAUGUCUCCUGUGAUCUUGCGGCUUAGACACCUUCGAGCUGUCUACGGACGGAAUUUCAAUUUUUCGGAUGACGAGUCCGGCAGAACUCCUAUUGGAGUGACUUUUGCCUUAAGUCCUGUUAAUCAAGAUAAUAUUGGAUACUAUUACGUGAGCGAUGUAGCCUCUGACCUAAAAAAUCCGGAAUGGGAUCCCGUUGAAAUAUAUAGUCUUCCUAAACAGUACUUAUCAUCGAAAGCCGUUCUGUUUACGUUUUUCAUAUCAUACAAAGAAUUCAACUCGGUUCUGUUUGAGAUUGUAGUGCAUUUCUCCGGCCUCGUCCUUACAAACUCCGAAAUGCGUGAAAAUAUGUGUGUUUCCGACUCGAGAGAUCAAGUUUACUUCCAGUUUGGUCGGCGUGUUUAUACUGCUCGCGAACAAUUCAACCCAGGCAUAACCUGUCCUCAACUGUGGCCUCAAGGCACCUCGCGACCUGCUCCGAAGUUAUCUUACAACUUUUCCACGCUGCAAAAGUUUUUAGUCAACAAAGAGGCCUCUAAGGUCCAAUUAAAACGUAUCUACUAUAUGCAAAAUCUCGCUAGUGGUUUGCAGUCUUCAUUAUAUGACUUAUUUAUUCAGGGUGAAGCUACCGAAAAAAUAGCUGUAGCAAUCGAGUCUGUCAAGCAACGCACGGAAACACUCAAACACUCAAUAUCACAAGCACGCAAAAAAAUACGUGUACUGGAAAGCAGAAAAUUUUCUCUAGAGCAAGAAUUCUUAAACAUAAACGAGGAUAAAGCAACAAUCAGUAACCGAUUGAAAGUAUUAAAACAAUCUUUAAAAGAAGGCUACAAUGAUCUUCAUAAAACACGUUAUGCAUUAUUUACUCGUACUCUUCAUUUGCUAAAUGAAGUUUAUGGUCUUUUUAUCAAUGAUUUAAUAAAUCCAAUAUAUAACAUUAAUGAGGAAAUUAACUCAAACGGUAUCACAAAUUCAUCAACAAUGAAAAAUAAUGAAUCCAAUAAUGACAAAUGUUGUGAUGAUUACAUUUAUAUGAAUGAGAAUUUUCCAGUCCCAUUAGAUGCAAUAGAAUUGUCCGAUAAUAAUAAUGAUAAUAAUCAUUAUACAAUUAAUUACACAAACUAUGGAAUUGACACAUUUCCAUCGCCUAUAUGCUUUGCUUACAUUGCACACUUGUUUACUUUGAUUAGUGCAAUUCUUGACCAGCCAAUAAUUUAUCCUAAAGAUUUUCUUGAAAUUUAUCCUAAAUUAAAAUUAGUGGAUAUUUAUACUCGUGAUAUUUCUCAGUCAGAUCGUUGCCUGGCAAUGUGUAUACUAAAGCGUAAUAUCUUCUCUUUGGGUUCAAGAUUUAAUUUGUAUUUAACACCAGAAGCUCAUGCGUUGUAUAACUUGAAGUACCUAUUUGACCACUUCCAGAAUAGUGAGUCAAAUUUAUUGAAAAAGAUAAAUCAACAUGAAAUUGUCGGUUUUGUAUAAUUAAUUUUCUUCUAAAAAAUAGAAU